This is a messenger RNA of Penicillium hordei, 327 nucleotides long. It is a transcript of the gene aspf8, whose product is annotated as ribosomal protein P2. Bases 1 to 327 code for a protein of 108 amino acids. The transcript is spliced from 2 exons. The record is from RefSeq and is a predicted model, not a curated record. Gene Ontology annotation, molecular function: structural constituent of ribosome. Gene Ontology annotation, cellular component: cytosolic large ribosomal subunit; ribosome. NCBI's taxonomy places the organism in Eukaryota, Fungi, Ascomycota, Eurotiomycetes, Eurotiales, Aspergillaceae. Gene Ontology annotation, biological process: cytoplasmic translational elongation.
AUGAAGUAUCUCGCUGCCUACCUCCUCCUCGCCCUUGCCGGCAACGAGGCCCCCUCCUCCGCCGACAUCAAGGCCGUCCUCUCCUCCGUCGGCAUCGACGCUGAGGGUGACCGUCUCGAGAAGGUCAUCUCCGAGCUCCAGGGCAAGGACCUCCAGGAGCUGAUCGCCGAGGGCUCUACCAAGCUCGCUUCCGUUCCCUCCGGCGGUGCCGCUGCCCCUGCCGCUGCCGCUGCUGCUGCCGGUGGUGACGCCGCUCCCGCUGAGGAGAAGGCUGAGGAGAAGGAGGAGGAGUCCGAUGAGGAUAUGGGCUUCGGUCUCUUCGAUUAA